Messenger RNA from Ixodes scapularis (black-legged tick), 1496 nucleotides. RefSeq names its product U-scoloptoxin(01)-Er1a. Bases 361 to 810 code for a protein of 149 amino acids. The record is from RefSeq and is a predicted model, not a curated record. Gene Ontology annotation, molecular function: chitin binding. The transcript has 5 exons. NCBI's taxonomy places the organism in Eukaryota, Metazoa, Arthropoda, Arachnida, Ixodida, Ixodidae. Gene Ontology annotation, cellular component: extracellular region.
UGCAGGCUCGAGCCUCGGGACCGCUCCCGCCCGCGCGAUCUUAACCAUCCAGCCCAGCGCGCAAGCGCUCCGGGGGCUUCCCUCCGGCGCAAGAGCCAAGGCGAACGUGUGUCGGAGCCCGGACAGACGUCGGGGGCGAAGGCGGCGACGGCGGCCAGCCCACCAGCGCAUCAUGGCUUCCCCCCUUUUGACGCCUGCACCCGGGAAGCACUCCCCCGCGUAUACCGGCGGAGUGGGAGCCUCGUCGAGCGAGGAGGACACCACGAAACGGCGGGCCAUGGCGAUGCGGCACGCACUGCACUCGGCGCUCACUUGCACGGCCACACAACCGACAGAAACCAAGAAGAUAAUAGGAAAAACAUGAAGCAGGUCUUAGCACUAGCUCUCGCUCUGGUGGCAGUGGCCGUGGCUCUUCCAAGGGCGAAGCGUGCCGCCUACGAGCUCCCCGACGGCGUCGAGUUCCUGGUGGGUUCGGUGAAGACGUCCUUUACGUGUCCCGCCAAGAACGGCUACUUCGCCGACGUGGACAACAACUGCCAGAUCUUCCACGUGUGCAACGUGGUGUCCAAGGACGACGGCAGCACCGAGGUGCAGCAGUACAGCUUCCUCUGUGGCAACCAGACCGUGUUCAACCAGUUCUCGCUCACCUGCGCGCUGCCGGAAGACGCCAUCCCGUGUAGGAGUUCGCAGGACUUCUUCUACCUGAACGACAGGCUCGGCCAGGAGAAGGUCAAUUUGCACGACGAGUCUGACUUGCAGCGAGCCGUGCCGCUCAUUCCCCGGUAUCAGCAGGCUCCGUUCAAGGCUUGAGGAGUCGAACAAGACGGCCUUUGAGACCCGCCAGACCUUAACCCCAAGACCCGUAUUCAAUCACCCUCCUCCCCCUCUAAGUCUGGUCCUCUCGCUUCGGGUCUGUGUACAGUUCUCUUGGUAGCUGGACUUUGCGAUAACUGCACCGCUUUGGGCCGGCUUUCGAGUCUUCUAUGCUGCUCCGUUUGGCGAACCACUGUAGCCACGACACGCCGCUCUGUACCUCUUCCGCUGACUUUAGUUCGGGCUCGCAUGUGACCAACGAAGAAAUCCUCUUGGUCGUCUAUCCUUCUUCUGGACGUGUUUCCGCGACUUCAACACAAUAUGUGGGCUCUUCUACGUCGAUGUAGCUUUCUCUCUGCCGUCGUGACGUCGUGAGGUCACAGUGACCGUGCUUGCCUGCAGAGUGCCUCGCUUGCGUCACUGGUGCGGCACUUCUCGCCUCCAAACUCCGGGUUCGAUGUGAGGACUCCGGCGCUUGUUUCGCAAACUUUGGGAAACGAGCGUAGGACGAAAUUUGUCUCGAUACGGAGUUUGUUACCCGCUGCUUUGAAUUUCAUCUUGUUGCUUUUCUUCUGCUGCCCGCUCGCUCUUAAGAAAGGCGGUGCAUCGCUUCUGUGUGAGGACAGUGAACCACGCUGUGUUCAUGGGAUCUCUCUAUGAAUCAAUAAAAUGUUUAUGCACAA